This is a messenger RNA of Phaeoacremonium minimum UCRPA7, 627 nucleotides long. RefSeq names its product putative iron only hydrogenase large subunit domain-containing protein. Gene Ontology annotation, biological process: iron-sulfur cluster assembly. The record is from RefSeq and is a predicted model, not a curated record. Gene Ontology annotation, molecular function: 4 iron, 4 sulfur cluster binding. Lineage: Eukaryota; Fungi; Ascomycota; Sordariomycetes; Togniniales; Togniniaceae. The coding region runs from base 1 to 627 and encodes 208 amino acids. Gene Ontology annotation, cellular component: cytosolic [4Fe-4S] assembly targeting complex. The transcript has a single exon.
AUGCAGGCAGUCAGGGGUAAGAAUGCAGACGUCGUCGAAUAUACAGUCACUUCUGCUGCAGGGGAGCCGAUAUUCAAGGCUGCCAAAUAUUACGGCUUCCGAAAUAUACAAAAUCUGGUUCGCCGCCUCAAACCUGCACGGCCGUCGCGGAUGCCCGGCGGGAAGGCAUUUGGCACCGCUAGGAAGCCGGCUGGCAAAGCGGGAGGCCUCGAAUAUGGCUACGUCGAGGUAAUGGCAUGCCCUGGAGGCUGCACGAACGGCGGUGGCCAGAUCAAGGUUGACGACCAAAUAAUAUUGGAUCGAAAAGGCAUCUCUGGCAAGCCUGGUCCGUUGGAGCAGAAGCAGUGGCUUGCGGAGGUGGAUGAGGCAUAUUUCUCAGCAGAUGACUCGGAUGCCGAAAAUGGGCAUGGUUCCGAGAUCAACAGUGCUGAGACCGACUUAGUCGACGGCAUUUCUCCUUCAUAUAUUCGAGAUACCCUGCUGCAUUGGGCGAGGACAACCGGUAUAGACCUGGACAGAUUGGUGUACACGAGCUAUCGUGAAGUAGUCAGUGAUGUUGGAAAGGACAAGACUACCGACACCGAGAGAGUAGUCCAGCUAGCCGGAAAGAUCGGCGGAGGAUGGUAG